Cavia porcellus (domestic guinea pig) is the source of this 2323-nucleotide messenger RNA. RefSeq names its product UDP-glucuronosyltransferase 2B14-like. Gene Ontology annotation, biological process: estrogen metabolic process. Gene Ontology annotation, molecular function: glucuronosyltransferase activity. The coding region runs from base 349 to 1941 and encodes 530 amino acids. NCBI's taxonomy places the organism in Eukaryota, Metazoa, Chordata, Mammalia, Rodentia, Caviidae. The record is from RefSeq and is a predicted model, not a curated record. The transcript is spliced from 7 exons.
UUCCCUUAAAAAGUUCAAGCUGUUCAAUGCAGGCUGUCAAGUUGCUUUCUAGCUUGGAAAAUGUAGGAAACAGACCUCUCUCUUUUCUAUUUCUGAGGCUUUGUAGAGAGAGCACUUUGCAAUGAGCUGUGAAGUUCUUUCUUGAGACCAAAGCCCUGAAAAAGCCCUCCUGGAUGGUGCCUGAGAACUUCAGCAUGCUUACCCUCCUUGGUUUCUUCCUGGGAUCAAGGAUGUGGAGGUAGGACAUUUCCUUUUCUUCCCAGGCACGCUGUGAACAGAAUCGAGUGAGUGUCAUUAGUAAUGGCAGCGUGGAACAGACUGUGAAAGGCAGCUCUCAACCUUACCAGGAUGUGUAGGAAAAUGAAGAUACUUCUCCUGCUGCUGCUACAGCUAUGUUGUUACUUUAGAGCUGGAAGUUGUGGAAAAGUUCUAGUGUGGCAAAUGGAAUUCAGCCACUGGAUGAAUGCAAAGGUAAUACUUGUUGAACUUGUGCAGAGGGGACAUGAGGUGACAUUUCUCAGACCUUCAUCUUCUGUUUUUUUUGAUCUCAAUAAUCCAUCUGGUAUAAAAUUUGAAACUUUUCCUACAUCUGCCACUCCAGAAGAAAUGGAGAAAUUUUUCACACAAUGGAUUGAAAACUGGAUAUAUGCUGGGCCAAAGGAUAUCUACUGGAAAUACUUUCCACAACUACAAAAGCAUUUUUGGGACUAUUCUGAAGUUUCUCAAAGCAUUUGCAAAGAUGCAGUUUUGAACAAGAAGCUUCUGACAAAGUUACAAGAAUCAAAGUUUGACGUCCUUCUUGCAGAUGCAGUCUUUCCCUGUGGCGAGCUGCUGGCAGAGCUACUGGAAAUCCCUUUUGUGUACACUCUCCGCUACAAUCCUGGCUACACAUAUGAAAAGUACAGUGGAGGGCUUCUAUUUCCUCCUUCUUAUGUACCUAUUAUUUUGUCAGGAUUAAGUGGUCAGAUGACCUUCAUGGAGAGGGUAAAAAAUAUGAUGUGCAUGCUGUAUUUUGACUUUUGGUUUCAGACUUUAAAUGAAAAGAAGUGGGAUCAAUUUUACAGCGAAGUUUUAGGGAGACCCACUACAUUAUACCAAAUGAUGGCAAAAGCAGAAAUAUGGUUCAUUCGAUCCUACUGGGAUUUGGAAUAUCCUCGACCAACCUUACCAAAUACUAUUUUUGUUGGUGGACUCCACUGCAAACCUGCCAAGCCCUUGCCUAAAGAAAUGGAAGACUUUGUGCAGAGCUCUGGAGAACAAGGUAUUGUGGUGUUUUCUCUCGGGUCAAUGGUCAACAACAUAACGGAAGACAAAGCCAAUAUGAUUGCUUCAGCUCUUGCUCAACUUCCACAAAAGGUUAUUUGGAGAUAUAAUGGAAAGAAACCUGAUACGCUAGCACCCAAUACUCGAAUGUACCAGUGGAUUCCCCAAAAUGACCUUAUUGGUCAUCCUAAAACCAAAGCUUUUGUAACACAUGGAGGAGCCAAUGGUAUCUACGAUGCCAUCACUCAUGGAGUCCCUAUGGUGGGGAUACCUUUGUUUGGGGAACAACGUGAUAACAUAGCUCACAUGAAAGCCAAAGGAGCAGCUGUUGGAUUGGAGUUCACAACAAUGUCAACUACAGAUUUGGUCAACGCACUGAAGACAGUCAUUAACAAUCCUCUCUAUAAAAAGAACGUCAUGAGGUUAUCAACCAUUCACCAUGAUCAACCAAUGAGGCCCCUGGACAGAGCAGUCUUCUGGAUGGAGUUUGUCAUGCGCCACAAGGGGGCCAAGCAUCUGAGGCCUCUUGCCCAUAACCUCACCUGGUACCAGUACUACUCUCUGGAUGUGAUUGGCUUCCUACUGGCUUGUGUGCUGACCAUUUCUCUACUUGUCAUAAAAUGUUGCCUAUUUUGUUAUCAAAAGAUGUUAAAGAUAGCAAAGAAAAAGAAGGAGUAGACCGAGAGACCCAUAGAUACUAGGUGUAAUAAGUGGGCCUAUAGUAUUUAGUUUGUUCACUGUAGAUCAAGCAGGGGUAGGAUGAUCCUCAGUGUUUUACAAGUCUGGCUCCCUCAUUUGUUACAUGCUAUGUUGCCAGUGAAAUAUUGAUGUUCAAUGCUAAUGUCAUAAUUCCUCAAAUAUACUUUGGCAGUCAUGUAUUAUGCUUCUUUUAAAAAGUUACAGAAUUGGUACUUUAUAUUUGAGAAAAGCAGAAAACUUGAAGUUUCACUUUGCAAUUUCAGAAAGAUUAUCUUUAAAUAAAAUGAUAUGAAAUGAGCUACCCGUGUUUCUGUUAAAUAAAACAGAAAGAAAUAUGAUGAACUUUAUGAGAUACAAUUCA